AUGAAUUAGGGAGAGCAUCUUAACAAAUAUGAGGAUGAUCAAAAAUUCACGGAAGGAGAUCAAACGUUCAUCAACGAGCAGACGGACGACGACAAACGAUUCUCCAACACUGUGGUGGACAGACAGGAGUAGGGGGGAUUGGAAGCUUUGUUGGAAUUGGACAAUCGAAAUAAAUAAGAGUUUUUGGGUUCGGAGGAGAGAAACAUCUUCACGGAAUUCAUUGUUAUCUGCCAGAUCAGGAAGGAUAAAUAUCUGAGUGAACAGGAUCCGCAUCUUUAGUUUUUGAUGGAGAAAGCAGUCUACAAGGGGGUACAAAAGAUUCUCAUUAAAGCCUAGAAGAUCCAGGACAAGGAACAGUGGCAAAAAGAGCAAUAACAAUUGAUGAGACUCUUCUAUUCGGACAUGAACAUUGGUUUCAUUACAUCAACAGGGUAACUGAAAUCAACAGUGUUCAUCUAUGUCCAUCAAUCUAUAGCAAGUUGCUUGGACAAUCGUCAGAUAAAUUUGAAUUUUAAUAAGGAAGAUCUAAAAAUCGUAGCCAACUAUUUCUCAAUUGAUGAAAGGAACAAAUCCAGCAAAUCGAGUCCAGAGUUCACAUCCCCUAUAUUGACUAAAGAGAAAACAGAAAGAGAGUAAUUUAAACAAAAUAGUGCAGGUUCAAAGACUAUAUCCCAGAAUGAGGGUGAGAUUGAAAAUCAAUUGAAAAGAAGUCUGCCUCUCUGCCAUCAAACCAAUUGGCUCAAAUAAGAGUUCAUCAAGAAGGAUUACUUUAAGAAGCAAUUCCUCAUCCUCCAAAAAACAAAUGAAAAUGAACUCAAAUCUGGAGUCCAAAUCUUUUUUGUUUAUCGAAUCAAAGAUGAUCAAAUCUAUGCAGUGAAGAAAUCUUAAUUAGCUUCAAAUGUCAUAUCCUUUUUCGAUGUCUUUUCAACAGUCAACCUAUCAGAAAUAACAAACGAUCAAAGAAAAAUCAGAGAAGCCAAAAUUCUAUCCAAACUCAACCAUCCCAACGUUCUAACUCUCUACGAUUGGUGGAUCGAAGAAGAAGAAUCAGGCUACUCCCUAUUCUUGAUGUCCGAAUACUGCUCCUAUCCUGGACUUAAACAUCAAACCAACGACCUACUCAACUAUGCCUAUUAUUAUCUGAAUCCCAUGAACUGCAAAGAAAAGAUAGAACAAAUCAAAACAAUCAUGCUCUAAAUCAUGGAUGGACUAGAAUACAUACACAAACGAGGCAUCGUUCAUAGAGAUCUGAAACCGGAGAACAUCUUUGUCACUUACGGCAUCGACUGUCAACUCCAAGUCAUGUUGGCUGACUUCGAUUAAGGAAAAGAUGUUAGGGAAUCCAAACUCUCCAUCAUCACAGAUGAGAAACUCAACGACCAAGAUCUCAAUUCCAUCAAAUCAAGGAAUACCAUUAAUUCUGGCACCAGCGGUUAUGCUACUGUCAAUUCGUAGAUCAACAAGGAGUAUGACAAAAUGGAUGAGUUCUAUGCCUUAGGGGUCACUCUUCUUCAUUUGAUAUUGGCAUUCCCUGGAUAACCCAAAAAUCGCAAUCUAUAUACUAAUACGUUUGCUAUUAGUGACAUUUCCGAUGUCCUUCUCUUAUUCGACAGUUGGGCUGUAAAACUAGUUAAAAACAAACAUCCAGAAUUUAAUUUCCAAUAAUAUUUUCAUCUUAUGGAACUUGCUAAGGCACUUCUUGAAAAAAAGGUUAAGGAACAUGAUCACAUCAGAAAAAUCAUUCAAAGUUGGUGA
This is a messenger RNA of Paramecium tetraurelia, 1755 nucleotides long. RefSeq lists its product as uncharacterized. Lineage: Eukaryota; Ciliophora; Oligohymenophorea; Peniculida; Parameciidae. Gene Ontology annotation, biological process: protein phosphorylation. Gene Ontology annotation, molecular function: ATP binding; eukaryotic translation initiation factor 2alpha kinase activity. The record is from RefSeq and is a predicted model, not a curated record. Gene Ontology annotation, cellular component: cytosol. The transcript has 4 exons.